CAGCAAAGUAAACAAUGUCGUUUAUGUCUUUAAUGGCUUCUACUGCUCAUGAAUUGUGGUAUAGUCCUUUUGAAAUGUCCAUGAAAGAACUAGAAAAAGAUGAAUUGGAGCUUGAAAACCAGGAACUUUCAAUUAAGCAACAUGGCUUUCAAUGGAUACGGCCUAUAGGGAUUAAUAAAACAAUGCAGGAACAAGCAGAACUCGGAGAGCGAGAGGCUGAAACAGGCAACAUGGACACAGAGAUUGACGAGGAAGAGCUGAGGAGCGAUGACUUUCCUCAGCCAAAUGAGCAAGAAACGCAAGAUGUGGAUUUAGAUGCAGACAUCACAAAUGGGGAUGCCUCUGAAUUUUACGAAGAUAUGAGUGAAUUUGAUUUCCAAGGAUAGAAUCACUCAGAAUCCUUUCUUGGUGUCUAUAUGAUGCUUCCUAAAAUGUUCAUGAAGAACAAUGUCUAUGAACGAUACGGCUACGAACAAAUAUGCUUGACAAUGGUUUGGUAUGCUUCGACAAAUGAGCCCUUUCGUACGCUUCAAGGUUGCAACUGCGGAGACAAAGGUCCUAUAUUUAAGCUUCAUUUCCUUUUUUCUUUUUCUUUUUUUAUCCUUUUAUUUGCAAAUCUUGAAUGGUUUGGAUUUACCGAAAUGCAGCGCAAUCUACCGCGAAACUCCAUUCUUAAAGGCACGAUGUUUUGGGCAUACAUCAUCUCGAUUUUGCUUUGCAUCUUGUAAAAUUCCAAGUUGACGGG
This is a messenger RNA of Schizosaccharomyces cryophilus OY26, 745 nucleotides long. RefSeq names its product anaphase-promoting complex subunit Apc15. Gene Ontology annotation, biological process: anaphase-promoting complex-dependent catabolic process. Gene Ontology annotation, cellular component: anaphase-promoting complex. The record is from RefSeq and is a predicted model, not a curated record. Bases 15 to 386 code for a protein of 123 amino acids. NCBI's taxonomy places the organism in Eukaryota, Fungi, Ascomycota, Schizosaccharomycetes, Schizosaccharomycetales, Schizosaccharomycetaceae. The transcript is spliced from 2 exons.